Ochlerotatus camptorhynchus is the source of this 967-nucleotide messenger RNA. RefSeq lists its product as uncharacterized. Gene Ontology annotation, molecular function: 2-oxoglutarate-dependent dioxygenase activity. The coding region runs from base 16 to 948 and encodes 310 amino acids. NCBI's taxonomy places the organism in Eukaryota, Metazoa, Arthropoda, Insecta, Diptera, Culicidae. The record is from RefSeq and is a predicted model, not a curated record. The transcript has 4 exons.
CCUCCGGAAAACCAAAUGGAAGAAGUCAAUGAAAAGUUGAAGAAUUUUUUAAUUAAUUCCAAUUCGAGUGGUGUCGAGUUGAAUUGUUUGCCCUCGUUCCGUAGACACCAGCAGAAGCUGCAACGUGAUUAUCUCCGCUAUAGCGGAACUCGAAAGUAUCAGCUCAUCCUCGCAUUCCUAAUUUGUGCAAUCGGAAAACAUUAUUUCAGCGAGUUGUUUGCAAAUGAAGAUUGCAUCCUUGGAAUACCGCAGCAGCUGCAGAAGUCAUUCAGACCGCCGGAAAGUUGCGACUUUUGCAGAAAUGUGCGGAAUGUACCUCGACUUGCAAAUGUGAGCCCGGAUGAAUUUGAGCGAAACUAUGCUUACGGUGGUGGACCGGUCAUUGUCACCGAUGCAACCAUCAACUGGACCGCCACGGAGUAUUUCGAUUACUGGUUUUUCAAGAAAAUCUACCAAACAUAUGGUAAAAGAAAGAAAGCUGCCAAGUGUCAAUUUUUCCCCUACCAGACGGGCUUUCGGAACAUUUACGAAGCGCUGAGUUUGAGCGACGCACGCGUUAACUACGAACCGGGAACGGAACCGUGGUACUUUGGGUGGAGUAACUGUGAUCCGGAAAUCCUAAAAAUCUUAAGACAACACUAUGGACGGCCGUAUUUUCUACCGAAGGCAUCCGAGAACAACGCGGUCGAUUGGGUGUUUAUGGGUGGCACUGGACUGGGAGCACACAUGCACGUGGACAACGUUCGUUUACCAUCUUGGCAAUCGCAGCUCAAAGGAUCUAAGGAAUGGAUACUGGCCCCGCCACCUGAGUGCUACUACAGUUGUAACUUCCUGACUGUUCUUGUCGAAACUGGAGACACCAUUGUCCUCGAUACGAAUAAAUGGUACCACAAGACGAACGUUCUUUCCGGCGAAAUAAGCAUUACCGUCGGUGCAGAAUAUGACUAAACGCAAACCUACCUGGAUA